Molecule: messenger RNA, 1652 nt
Organism: Monodelphis domestica (gray short-tailed opossum)
Lineage: Eukaryota; Metazoa; Chordata; Mammalia; Didelphimorphia; Didelphidae
Gene: VDAC3
Product: voltage dependent anion channel 3
Biological process (GO): monoatomic anion transmembrane transport
Cellular component (GO): mitochondrial outer membrane
Molecular function (GO): voltage-gated monoatomic anion channel activity
Source: RefSeq, a predicted model, not a curated record
GGAUCCCGCCCACGGAAGUUCUCGCGAGAGUAGGCACAUCCAGGAAUGGUCCUGCUUUUCUACCGUCCACUCCCUCACCUCUCCUAGCCCUUCGGCUACUCUGUGUGUAGCGGAUUCUUCCCGCGCACGCGUACGCGGUGCUGCUUCGGGAGCGAUUUUUAGCGCAUGCGCACGCGGGUCGGUGUGGAGAAGACCUUCAGCUUUGCCCUGGUGAAGAGAGAGUGGCUCUUCAGUCAGAGGUGAGGAGGCCGCGGAAUCACGCGCAGCGCAGGCCUGCCCGAGGCUAGCGGAACGGGGCUGAGGAUUGGGGUGGAAUACCACGAGGGAUAAGGAGAAGGGACUACUUUGUAACUAGAAGAAAUGUGUACCACACCAACUUACUGUGACCUAGGAAAGGCUGCCAAGGAUGUCUUCAACAAAGGAUAUGGGUUUGGCAUGGUUAAAAUAGAUCUUAGAACCAAAUCUUCCAGUGGAGUGGAAUUUUCCACAUCUGGUCAUUCAUAUACUGAUACAGGGAAAGCUUCAGGUAACUUGGAAACAAAGUACAAGAUCUGUGAUUAUGGGCUUACCUUCAUUCAAAAAUGGAACACAGACAAUACCCUGGGGACAGAAAUCAGCAUGGAGAAUAAAUUGGCUGACGGUUUGAAGCUGACUCUUGACACCAUAUUUGUACCAAACACAGGCAAGAAGAGUGGUAAAUUAAAGGCCUCCUAUAGACGAGAAUGUUUCAGUCUUGGUGGAAAUGUUGACAUUGAUUUCUCUGGACCGACCAUCUAUGGCUGGGCUGUAUUGGCUUAUGAAGGAUGGCUUGCUGGCUAUCAGAUGAGUUUUGAUACAGCCAAAUCCAAACUAUCUCAGAAUAAUUUUGCCCUGGGUUAUAAAGGUGCUGACUUCCAGCUGCAUACACAUGUGAAUGAUGGCACUGAAUUUGGAGGGUCAAUCUACCAAAAAGUUAGUGAGAAGAUUGAAACUUCGAUAAAUCUUGCUUGGACAGCUGGCAGUAACAACACCCGUUUUGGCAUUGCUGCUAAGUAUAAGCUGGAUCACAAAACUUCUCUAUCUGGUAAAGUGAAUAAUGCCAGCCUUAUCGGACUUGGUUAUACUCAGACACUCCGAGCCGGUGUAAAAUUAACGCUGUCAGCUUUAAUUGAUGGAAAAAACUUCAAUGCAGGAGGUCAUAAAGUUGGGUUAGGAUUUGAAUUGGAAGCUUAAUAUAGUUUUUAAGUAAAGUAUCAGAUCUGUCCCUGGAAAUGAAGAGAAAUGAACCCACUCUGUUUUGGCCUUAAUAUUCUUCUGUGAAAUUUCAACAAUGUGAACUUUUUAUUCUUCCAAAGAAUUGUUGUAGCACCACCACACUGAAGUCUAGAGGUUUUUGAGUCUAUUAUAAGAGAGAGAUACUUGAAGGAAUGCAUGGAAGUUGUAAUGUUUGUGCCACAUUUCAGUUCAUUCGCUCAGUGUUAUUUAAAUUUGUUCUUCAACGACAGUGUAGUGUCAUGUUAUAAAGGAAAUGACCUGAUCCUCCAGUUUGUACAUCACGUUCUGCAUGUCCUACACCACUUUUUCAUGACCUUUUAUCAAAUUGGUCUCUGUGCUAUAGUGAAAGCUUUGGUUUUGCAUCAAAGUAAAAUAAAUUCAUCACAUUUGGAACAUAA